Cynoglossus semilaevis (tongue sole) is the source of this 4598-nucleotide messenger RNA. RefSeq names its product glucosaminyl (N-acetyl) transferase 4a (gene gcnt4a). Gene Ontology annotation, cellular component: membrane. Gene Ontology annotation, molecular function: acetylglucosaminyltransferase activity. The coding region runs from base 228 to 1517 and encodes 429 amino acids. The transcript is spliced from 2 exons. Lineage: Eukaryota; Metazoa; Chordata; Actinopteri; Pleuronectiformes; Cynoglossidae. The record is from RefSeq and is a predicted model, not a curated record.
CAGUACGCGAUGACACCUAGGGAUUUAGUUGAUAGGAGCCGCAACGUGAUAACUUUUUAGUUUAGUUUUUUGUUUAGUUUUGUAUUUCUUGUAACUAAUUUAUGCUUCUUUUUAUCAAGUGGAAGUCUGUGGACCAGGCGUGGUUUUGAUGACAUGUCUCUGAGUGUGAGGAGUCUGUUGGAGCAGGGAGAAGAAGACACGCUCCAGGACAACACCAUAAAGCUAGAAUGAAAAGACAAUGUUCUCAGUACACACAUAGAUUGAGACACAGGUGCCUGCUGAUUUUGAUGUGUCUUCUGGCUGUUUGUUUACUGAAGCUGGUCUACAUCAAAGUGACCCUGACGGUCAGUAUCUUUAUUGAUCCUUAUGGAAUCACCGUCGACACACCCAGGCUUCACAACAAGUACAACAUCAACUGCACCGCCAUAUAUGAGCUGGACCCUGUAGAAGUCGGCAAAGCCCUGGAGAUUAGGCGUAAAGCAAUCGUAGACGUGGACGACAAGCGCAUCGAGAGUUUAACUUCAGACUGUCACACUUUUAUUAAGAGCAGAGCUUAUGAUGAUAUUCCAGUGACAGAAGCAGAGCGGAGCUUCCCGUUGGCUUACUCCUUGGUGGUUCACAAAAGUGCACCCAUGGUGGAGCGCAUCCUUCAUGCCAUCUAUGCGCCUCACAACAUAUACUGCCUUCACUAUGAUCAGAAGUCAUCUCCAUCCUUCAUUAGGACCAUGAAAAACUUGGCGCGCUGUAUUCCCAAUGUCUUCAUCACCUCUAAACUGGAGUCUGUAGAAUAUGCCCACAUCACUAGGCUUUACGCUGACCUCAAUUGCCUCUCUGACCUGCUGAAGUCAGAGGUCAAGUGGAAGUAUGUUAUCAACAUGUGUGGCCAGGACUUCCCUCUGAAGUCAAACUCGGAGUUAGUGACGGAGUUAACACGACUGAAUGGCAGUAACAUGCUGGAGACCAGUCGACCCACUGAACUCAAGAAACAACGCUUCCUCUUCCAGCACCAGCUGAGAAACGUGCCCUACGAGUACAAUCGCAUUCCAGUCAAGACCUCCGUGGCUAAAGCGGGUCCUCCUCAUGGUUUGGAGAUGUUCAUUGGCAGUGCAUAUUUCGUCCUGUCUCGGGACUUUGUGAAUUACAUCAGCAGCAGCCUAGUCGCCAGGGACCUUCUGCUGUGGUCUGUUGACACAUACUCUCCAGAUGAACACUUUUGGGCCACACUGGUCAGGUUGCCUGGGGUACCAGGUCAUAUCCCAAGGUCAGACCCAGAUAUAACAGAUCUGACCAGUAAGACACGGCUUGUGAAGUGGAACUACUUAGAAGGGAAGCUUUAUCCCGCGUGCACAGGAACACACAUGCGCAGUGUUUGUAUCUAUGGAGCUGCUGAACUUCGCUGGCUCCUCAACUACGGCCACUGGUUUGCAAACAAAUUUGACCCAAAAGUGGACCCUAUCCUGAUCGGAUGUUUGGAAGAGAAGCUAUUUGAAAAACAACAAUCCAACGCAAUAUCAUAACAAGGCUACGUCCGUUCAUAAACGUUUUCAUUCAACCUUAGGUUUCCAUUGUUUUUUUGGCUGACAUGGAAUUUGUACAAAUUGAUUAAAAGGUGAAAUAAAGCAGUGUAUUGACUAAGGUUGACUUCCUAAUUUAUAUUUUUAAUCUUAAAUAUGGUAAAAUAAUUUUAUUCCAUACCCCGUUAAGUCUGUGUACCUGGUGUCAUCUGUCUGUCAGUUUAUUUGGUGUCCAUAGAUAAUUUUUUAUUAUUUAUACCAUUAUUUUUGAACCAACAGCCUGAUCUGAAAUACAUAUUAAAGUGUUGUUCUAAAUCAACAUCAACCUUUGUGUUUUAAUGACAUUAUACAAGUAGUUUUACAAAAUAUAUUUUACAAACUAUCAAGGCUAAAUGUUACACACUACGAUAAAAAGUGCUAUUUAUUAUGUCAGUAGACACAAGUUGAAAUAUUUUAGUACAUUUUACAAUCUGUUUUUUUUUUUUUCAAAAUACAUUCUUGAUUAGUUAUUGUAUUUGCCAACUUUAAUGUUGUGUGGAUACAUUUUUAACUUACCAUUCUAUCGUUGAUUUCUACUACAACUGCACAUUGUGUUCUUUGGUAUCUUCUGCAGUUUCACUGUCUUUGCUGUUUGGACUUGGCCUGGUCUUUCUCUUCUGAAGGACAAAGGUUUAAAAGUACAUGAACACUUAUAAUCUCUCAUUUCUCUUUGUUUAUCUUAAGAAGAUAAACAACUUCUUAACAGUAACAUGACCUGCAACAUGUGGCCUAGUGACAGGAUCAGAUCUGUAGGGCUCGAGAGAUUAUUGCUCCAUUUAUUUAAACAAAAAAUGACUCUCUUCCCCCAGGCCCAUCAUUUAGAGUUAUAUAUGGAAAACAAACACACAAAAACUAACAAAAACCUGUCCUCUUACCUUAGUUUCAAACUGUCUAUUUGGUUUAUGUCUAUUAGGCCCAACUAGUUCUCCACCUGGGUAAAUUAUGUGACUUAUUACAUAUGUGCCCAUGAACAGUAAAAGCCUUUCAUCUAGACAGUCUAAAUAUCAUACAAACAAACUGUGUCAAAUAUCUGCCAACAAACCAUCCUAAAACUAUAUCAAUUUGCUGCUAGUUUUGAAAAAUUACCACAUUUAUGCUGCGCUCCAUUAAUUGACGGCAAUCAAUCCCUACUGUUAAUGAACUAAAUGUACAGUCGAUAUGCAUCGUGUUAAACCUUUCUAAACGACUAUUCACCAAUUAUUUCCUACUGUAAACACUGCAGCCCGGGUUGUUGAUGAGUAGUGGUCCAACUGGCUGAAACUAGACCUGGUCAUUGUUAAUAGAGAGGUAAUGUGAGACAAGGAUGUAGUAGUGUUGGAGCAGGAGCAGAUGCACCUGCAGGAGCAGGUGGUCACAGGAUGCACAGCAUCCACUUUCUGUAUGUUUGGCUGAAGUCGCCUAUUGCAGAAGGUCUUAAAGGAACACAGUAGAGUGUCAAAUGACUCAAGCACUUCAGUGUUAUUAUGAUGUACAGCUAUGGAAACUGAAGCACUCAAAUAGACUUUGACAUUUUUCAUGCUUGUUAUAAACAAAGUAUGAUGUAAAAGAAUACUAAUACUGAAAUACCGAAUGGUCUCAGUAGGAAACAAGAAAGCCCAGUUCCCAGUUAUAUUACUUCUUAAGAUUCCAGGCCAAAGAUGCCAGUGGAAUGAUACAUGUUCUUAGCUUAAGUUUUUUUGGCAAACAUAGAGUAAUGUUUAGGCUGUAUUUUUUACAUUUUAUUUUGAUACUUCACUUCUAACGCUGCCUAUUUUUGCUAUUUGCAGAUGGUGUUGCCAAGUAUUGUUAAGCUAAUUUUGACCAAACCUGAAAAGUUUGGCUAUUCAGUGAUUCAUUUUAUCAUACAAUUUCACUCAGUUGGCCUGAAAACUGUUCACUUACUGAUAAUAAUUUGUCUUGAUUUCAUGAAAUUGAAAGUGUGAACCUCCAAAAAUCCACACAUAUUGGCUGUAUACAUUUAGCCUUUCAGCAGUAUGAUCACCACAGUAAACUUUUGCCAUUUCUUGCCCCAGGUCAUGUCAUUGUGUUACUUGUCCUUAUGAAAACCUAGUUAAACAUUUUAUGAGCAACAAAGGUGUAGCUGUACAUUACACAGCUUCAAACCUUUUAUCAGGUUUUUCACAUCCAGUCCCACACAUUUCUGACCCUUCAGUCCUUCCUCAAAAUGUCCUUAGUUUGUAAUUAGCCCAGGCUUCCAUGGCUGAAAGAACCACAGGGUCUAGAAAUUCAACACAGGUAUCACCAAGUUGGAUAUAGUGACUGCACUCUUGGUUCACUUCUCCUGAAUAUUUCCUGCUCCUCACAAUCAACUCAAUUCAUGGCUGCACUGCAGGGCAGGCGAGGUUAGAAAGGACAGGUGAAAUUUGAAUACGAAUCCUCUGCCCCUCCUCGCAUGUCUAUCCAUCCACAGGUAUACAAUGAACAAUAAGCUUCAUUCUUUUACUGAGGUUUGGUAUUUUGAACACAGUCCAAGUCAAGUGAUUUAUUUUUUCCUUACACCUUGCCACAUUAAGAGCUUUUCAAAGAGGUUUGGCUGACUGCAUAAACACACAAGUUCCAUGUGUUCAGUGUUUCUUACAUUUUUUCUAACAUCAAUGGAAUUGAAAACCCAAUAGACGAUUGGUUAAAUAAAACGUUUGGAAAAUGGAAAACGAUAAUAAUCUCUAUAUUCACCACAUUGAUUAUUGUGAUUGCACUGUUUGCUUUCUGUGGAUGUUGUUGUAUAAGAAACAUGGCAGAACGAGUCCUUGAGAACGCAGUCGCAGCUUUCAUCUUUGAAACCGACUAUCAAAGACUAACAGGACAAGACCCAGACCACAAUGGUCCUGAUGGUGACGCGAAGAUUGUUGACACUCGUGUACGAUUCCAAUGUUGAAAAUCUGUUCGAAGUGACAUUGUGAUGACAAACUUGUGAUGUGUUAACUUUGAUAAACAGGAGGGAAAUGUAAAUUGAAUUUAUAGUUAGUGUGGUGAACCAUAAUCUGUUAUCUAAGUGUGUUAAAUAAUGGUCUACUUGACAGGAGUAGGUACUCCUAAAAGGUUUUU